Oncorhynchus kisutch (coho salmon) is the source of this 3692-nucleotide messenger RNA. Its product is annotated as transient receptor potential cation channel subfamily V member 5. Bases 778 to 3315 code for a protein of 845 amino acids. NCBI's taxonomy places the organism in Eukaryota, Metazoa, Chordata, Actinopteri, Salmoniformes, Salmonidae. Gene Ontology annotation, cellular component: plasma membrane. Gene Ontology annotation, biological process: calcium ion import across plasma membrane. The transcript has 21 exons. The record is from RefSeq and is a predicted model, not a curated record. Gene Ontology annotation, molecular function: calcium channel activity; protein binding.
AGCUUUUCAAACACCCCACCCUUCUUAUGACAUUAUUGUGGCACCUGUCAAUCACAUUGUUAUGGCAACCACGUCCUGUCCAACUCUGAGCUGUCGCUGCAUAUGGCCAAGUCAUGGUGUUGUCAUUUUGGAUGCCUUAGCUAAGAAAAACAAUCAUAUGAAAAGACCAUUGGAAUCCUAUAUCUAGGCAUGAAACUGGUAUGUCAAGAGUGGGGCCACUUGGUGAUUAUAUGUACCGUAACAAGCCACAAUACAUCUGUACUGAGCACACACGUAAGCUGAUAAGAAGCCAUAAACAUGUCCACAGUUUCUCCAACAUGUCUUAACAGCUCAGACAAACUCCAAAGCUGUUAAACAUUAGAAGAUAGGACCAUUGCUUUGUCAGUGUCAUCAUUGUUAACUUUGACAUAAAGGCUGUUGUGUAACAAGCACAUGAGUCAGAAUGUACCAUAUUGUUCAGGUACAGUACUGCAGGUAGCUCACUAGUAAACAAACAGCUGGAAGGAAAAACAGUGACUGAGCCUGCAGAAGACUUUCCUUUUACCUGAUAUCCGCCUAACAACAAUCCACUUCUCAUCUCUCUGGAUCACACGGCUUUAGCAGGUUCAGAGUCUACCGGAAUAUACCAACUCCCUGUGUUUUGAGUGAAAGCCUUUGUUUGGAAAUAGCCGCUCAUUGUAGAGUUACCGCACCUACACUGGUAGGCUGGUCGCAGUCAUAUUGGAGCUGUGUAGUUAAGUGUUUACAGAGAAGCCUUCAGGCCUGGAACACGGCAGGAUGAGGAGACUGAACCGGGUUAGUGCCUCUGGCCGUUACAACCGUGCCAUGGAGAUGGAGAUGACCGAUGGAGUUGUCAACCAGUCUGAACAGCAGCCAGUUGUUGGAAGUGCGAUCUCGAAGACAUCUGUGUCCAGUGCUGCGAAGGCAGCUGCCCAGUGGGCGUCAUACACCUGCAGCCGCUGGAAACGAGCCUGCCGUCAGUGUGUGAAGAGAAAACCCACAGGGGAAUUCUUUGAGACCAUGUACAAAGGCCUGGCCUUGGAUGAAGAUGUCAUAGAUGGAGGAGACAAAAGCUUCCACCUCAAUAAAAGACUGCUAGACCAUUUCAGAGAUCUGGCUUCCAGCAAUCAGGACACUGAUGAGGUGGACCUUCAGUACCUGAGUGAUGUAAUCGCAGAUGGAGCCGACCCCAACUCAACAGACCGAUACGGACAAACUGUCUUGCAUGAGAUCUCGAGGGCGUGGAACGUGGACGUGAUGCGUUUCUUCCUGGACAGGGGGGCUGAUGUUCUGCGUCCUGACUCCUACGGGGUCACGCCCCUGCACGUUGCCGCAGCUCUAGACUACGAGGAGAUGAUCCACUUCUUGUUGGAGAGGAAAGCCGACAUUGGUGCUCAGACCAACAUGGAUCAUCAGACACCUCUGCACUACGCUGCUAAGAAUGACGCGGUGGGGGCAGUCAAGGUGCUGCUGCAGUAUGGGGCAGACAUCUCCGCACGAGACUACAAAAGGAGAACCCCUCUACAACUGGCUGCCAACCUAGGUUCAUACCUUUACUUGCCUCUGGACAGGAGUGAGGCUGCACGGACACUAAUGGAACUAGGGGCUGAUGCUGGGGUAAAGGACUCUGAUGGUCAGCUUUGCAUCACCGCCAUGAUUGACAAGAUGACCUCAGUGGCUCAUUUGGCUCUGAACCAGUUCCAUGUGACUGACCGGAUGACCAGGCAGCAGUUCUACUACCUUCACCUGCUGGAGCCAGAGCCACCCUGCAAGCAGAAUCCACCAGGACAGGGCUCACAAGAGGGUGUUGCCAGUGAGCCUACAUCACCAUUGGAGUUCAUAGUACACCAGGGGAAGUUGGAUCUCAUCAUGCACCCUGUGGUUCUGAAGCUCAUCACUGUCAAGUGGAAACUAUAUGGCAGGUUGGGGGCUUGGAUACUCCUACUCCUUAACUUCCUGUUUAUAGUCUCCUGGACGACCGUGGCCAUCUCUGUGUCUGUCAUCCGAACCGAAGAGCCUUAUGUUUUCCCUGAGGACUGGUGGCGUGUGUUUGGGGUGGUGGUGGCUCUGGGGCUAACAGUGGUGGAGGUGGGCCGGGAAGUGGCAGAGAUGAUAGGCUCCAGCAGGAAGCUAAGGAGCUGGCAGAGUUGGUGUGAGCAUCGCACCAACGAUGACCUACGCUGCACACACCCAAUGUGGCCCGAGGAGAAGCAUUUCUUGGAAGAGCAAAUCAAGUUGAUCCACCGCAUGAAGGGAAACUACUUACAAGACCCCUGGAACAUCUUUGAUUGGCUGGUGUACAUACUGCUGAUGGCUGUGUUCGGGAUCCAUGUGGCAGACAUCUUCUUGCUUGGAGGAACACUGCGGGACUACAGCCUGCGCCUCUUCGCCGUGGUCAUCAUCUUCCUCUGGCUCCGGCUGAUGAAACACGUCCGAGCCUUCAGGGUUAUGGGUCCUUUCAUUGUCAUGCUGGGGAAGAUUGUGGGGGAUGUGCUACGUUUCCUCUUCCUAUAUGCAGAGAUCUUUAUCCCUUACGCGUGUGCCUUCUGGAUUAUAUUUGGAGGUCAGGCGUCAAUACCCAGUAUGCGGACUGUACCCCAGCUGCUCUACAGCCUGUACCGCAUCACUCUGGUGGACGAGUAUGAGUUUAACGCCAUGGUGGAAGUGGACUCGAUCAUGGCCCACUUCCUCUGUGGUACCUUUCUGGCUCUGUCCUCCAUUCUGUGUGUCAACCUGAUGAUUGCCCUUCUCUCGGACACCUUCCAAAGGGUGUAUGACAAUGCACUGGCCAAUGCAGUAAUGCAGCAAGCAGCCAUUAUCCUGCAGGUGGAGGAAUCCAUGCCCCGUCUCUGCCGUUUCUAUGACGACCAGCACAUCCACCGCUUCUGUGCCCCUCUUGGGGAGUUAUACGACGAUGACAUCAGAACUGACUCAAAGCGGCACGCUGAGCUGAAGACGAUCACCACUCAGAUCAAGGAGACCCUAGAUGAGUUCCUGGAGAUCCAAAAAGAAGUGAAUCCCCCCGAACAAGGACGACCUGAUGAGAGUGACAGGGCCUCGGGGGAGAGGUGCUUCUCAUUCCCUGUGCAGGGGGAACACCUGCAGACUCUGCAGAGGCUCCAGGUGGACCAGACCCAGCAGAGCCAGGACCUCAGUGCCCUGAGGGCAGACAUGAAGAACCUGCAGGCCCUGAUCCACCAACUGAUCCAGUCCCAGACCAGCUCAUGUGUGGGCUGUGGUGUGACUGUGAAGGCAGCAGAAAGCACUGGGUCAGAGCCCGUCGAAGCGCCACCAUACAGGGCCUCAACAGGUUGACUCCUUGAUGCUGAAGAUGCUUGUAACCACAGAGACUGCACAAGCAACACGAGAUCCAGGACCAGACAACAAGGAUGAAACCUUCUAACUAACAUCUAUCUCCUUAUCAGUUUUUAGGUUAUUCAGAUAAUUUAUGGUAUCUUAUGGUAUGACUACAAUACAUGCAGUAUAUUUUUGCUAAUCUAAUAGAUGCGGUAAAGAGGUCAAAUGGAAGCAUAUUGUGGAGGAUAGGAGGAGGACGCCGGAUUGGCGCAUAUUCAACGAAUCGGAUAUUCUUCAAAUCUGUCAAAUUCGGUUCCGGUGGCAUGCAUUGAAAUGCGUGGCUUUUCUUUUGCAAAAUAAAUAUUUUCAAAUAAUUGUUAACAUAUAACAUCACA